This is a messenger RNA of Toxoplasma gondii ME49, 4449 nucleotides long. RefSeq lists its product as hypothetical. The transcript is spliced from 5 exons. The record is from RefSeq and is a predicted model, not a curated record. The coding region runs from base 1 to 4449 and encodes 1482 amino acids. NCBI's taxonomy places the organism in Eukaryota, Apicomplexa, Conoidasida, Eucoccidiorida, Sarcocystidae.
AUGGUAACUUUUCUCUUGGGCGGAACGAGGGCCGUGAGGCCCGCAGACCCUCGCCCCUCUGCUUUUUCUGCUGGUCGAUGUCUUUCUGGAACUCGCAGGCGAGAAGUCGCCUCUCAAAGAAGGGAAAAGCGCGGCGUCGCGGCGAUCGUCUCGUCUGAGUCGCGCUCUUCUUCUCCUUCUCGUUUCUUCGCUACGUGCGAUUCUUCUCGGAGCCCUACACUCCUCUCCUCGUCUUCUUCCUCGUUUUCUUCUCUCUCUUCUUCUACCUCGUCUUCUUCCUGGUCUUCUUCUCUCUCUUCUUCCUCGUCUUCUUCUCUCUCGACUUGUUCUUCUCUCUCGUCUUCUCCUUCUCUUCCUCUUCUCCACUCCGUUGUCAGUGGCUUUCGUCUCUGUUUGCUCGGCGUUCCCGUUGCGCCGUCGCCUCGCGUCCCCCUCCACGGCAGCUCCGGUGUCUGUGCAGCUCCCUGGGGUGUCUGUGCAGCUCGUUCGCCUGCGUUUUCUGCCACUGCACGUCGAAAUCUGUUUUCGCAGCGGUCGGCGGGGCUGAAGAUUCCGCGGCUUUCUCGGGUGUACACGAUGACUCCACGGGAGCUGCGCAACGCCAUCGCGGACUGCGCGCGCCGCCAGAUCCGGAUGAAGGAGCUCUGGGACGCCUUCCUGUACCGGGCCGUAGUUCUUCGAGCCGAGUUGAGGCCUGAACAUAUCGCGACGAUUUUCCGGUCGCUCGCGACCGUGCAGAAGCCGGUGCUUUCCUUUGUCGACUACAUGCUGGAAGACGUUCGCUUCCGUCUGCACAUGUUUCGACUUCAGGACAUUUCUCUUCUCCUCUCUGCGUUGGCGAGACUGGAGGUGCGUGACGACCUGCUUCUCCAGGCGCUUCUUCCCAUCCUGCUCAAACGCAUUUCUCCUGCAUCGCCUCCGAAAGACUUUGCCCUCGUCAUGCAUGCGUUUGUUCGCAUGCAGGGUCCUCAGAUCGACCUCGUUGGCAGCCGCGUUGUCGCCUCGCUGGCUGGACGCGUGGAGACUCUCGAACAGCCUCAGACCAUUGCGCUUCUCCUCUUUGCUUUCGCCGAGCAUGCGAAGAAGCAGGUCCAGCGAGAGGCCCUCGAACGGGAAGUCGCGCGUGCGAGUGUCGAGGUGGAAACGGGUGAGAAACAUGAAGGCUUCGCGGAGAAAGCGCAGAGGGAAGGCCAGGGAGACCGGUGCAGACUUGCAGACAACGAAGACAAAGGAGAGACACAGAGAGAGAGAGAGGGAGAGCGAGAGCGAGAGCAAGAGGAGGACCGGAGGAUUCGAAUUCCAUUCAGGAUGUUCAUUGAGAGUCUCCUUGAACAAACGGGCAAGCAACUGCGGGGAUUCAGAGCAAGGGACUGUGUACAUACACUCGCGGCGGUCGCGAGCCUCGCUGAGUGUAACAGAAGAAUUCGGGAAGAAGCGCUGCAGAGUGAAGAAGACGCUGCGUGCAGAGAUGAAGAAAGAGAAAGGGAAGACGACUUCGAGGGAGGCGGCAAGCCACGGCCUGACAAAGGAGGAAGCGAGGCUUGGGAUGUAGGAUGUCUGCCGCCGUCGCUGCUCGAGGAUGUCCUUUGGAGAGUCCAUAAGCGACUACAGGAGGUGAAGUUCGAGUUGCAGAGCAGAGACGCCGUCCUCCUCUUCCGGGGUGUACAUACACUCCAGGCCGAGUGCGGAGAGUUCACUGCGCAGAAGGAGGAGCUGAUCAAACAGCCGAGACAGCUGGAGGCAGAGACCGCCUCGAGCGAAGUCUCCUCGGACUGGAAAGACAAGAAAAAGAGACGCCAGCCCCUCCUCGACCGACUCAAAAAUCUCGUCGUUCGCGAAGUCACCCAUCGCGCGGGAGAUUUGGAAGCCAUGGAGGCUCUCGAACUGCUGCGCAUCCUCGCCUCAGAAAACCAGCAAUGCCACCCAGGCCUCGAGGCCGCACUUUGUGUUCGGCUCUCAGACGCGCUGGCAAGUUUUUCUUCGCCUUUCUACAAGCCGCCCGUCGAACUUCACAGGGCUCUGCACCAACUUUCAGACGUCUUUCUUCGCCUGUUCUCUGCUGCGAAGCCACACUUCCCCCCCUCCUUCUCCCCCGCUGCUUCUUCUUCUCCAGCGUUUUCGUCCAACUCUCCUCGCAUUUCCCUCGCCUCGACACAAGCGUCGUGUGACGGGCAGUUGACGAACGCUCCUUCAGUUUCUUCCGAGACCGGGGAAGGCCCCGAAUGCCUGCGACAGCCCGAAUCAGUGGGGAGAAGCUAUCGAUUCGUCGGAGCCAUCAGUGCGUGCUUCUUCAAGUUACUUCACAAACAGAGAGAGAUGAAACUCACUCCCCAGACUGCUGCGUCGGUCACUUGGGCUCUGGGAGUCUUUCACAUUCGCGACCCUCACUGGGCGUCUACUCUCAAGCACCGCCGGGCCUCAGUUGUCUCUUGUUUCACCUCCCAGUGUCUCUUGCCAUCGUCCUGCGACGCUUCGUCUUCUUCUUCUCCGUCUUCCUCGUUGUCUUCGUCUCUGUGUAAACCUUCCUUCUCGUCGUCUUCGCCGUCGCCUUCAAAGGACGACGCCUCUGACACUUCGUCUGCAGAUGCUUCUCCUUUCUCGGUUGUCUCCGAGGAAGAGGACUCUCUGCAUGCGUUCCUCAGCGGAGCGCAGACGCUCUCGAAGCUCGCAAAUGGACUGGCCCUCCUGGGGAUGGGCGACGUUGCAGACGAACUUGGCAUUUUCCCUCUGCUCUCCACGGUGGAAACCUUUAGAGAUAUCGAGUUGCCUCUGUCAAUCCUCAUGGCAGCUGCGAUUUUCGAUUUGACUCGAAGACCUGCGACUCUCGCCAAUUCUCUCCUUCUCCCUGCAGCGCAGGCGAUCUACGACCAGCGAACGGCAUUGCCGCCUUCGUAUUAUCCUUCUCUACGUUUUAUUUCCAUGUCGACACUGCCCUCGGCAUGGCCUGCACCUCUUCAGAACUUCUAUGCGAAUCCCGGGGCUUCCGCGGCCGUCUCGCCUGCCGGCCCUCCGUCGGUGUCGAGUUGCCACUGGAUUUCUCCGCAUAUAAGCCGAGUGGCGACUCACGACAUGUUGCUGCGGACGGCGUUCAUUCAGAGCGAGAAACUUAGGAAGAGCAGUCGCGGCCGGGGGGCGCUCGUUCACCAGAGUCAGCACUUUGAUGCCGUCGUUGGUCGUUUCUUGAGCAAGUCGCGAGUCGCGUCUCUCUUGUACAAGCCGUGGGAAAGUGUGGUGUGGCCAGGAGAAGCGCAUGCGAUGCAGGGUGGAGAGUCUGGCGACUCUCAGCAAGACGCAGGGAGAAGCCGAACGCGUUUCCGCGAGGCUGCAGGCGACCCGGCAGCCGAGGAAGACAACGAGUGGGGGGACGAAGUGACGCAUGAAGCAGAGACAGGCUCCGAUGCAGACACAGGACAGGGCUCGGUGGAGGAAGAAGACUGUCUGGUCGUCUUCCCAGAGAGAGUGAGAAAGGAGUUGAUGUCCUGGCGCGGCGUGGGCGUGUCAUGCGAAGUCCCCGUAGGUCCUUUUCUCGUUCCUUUUGCUGUCGACCUCGUCAGUCUGGGCGCUCAUCUGAAAAGGUUUCCUUUGAGUGCGGCAAAGGCUUCUCCGAGAGCGGAAGAAGAAGGUCAAGCAGAAGAAAAUGAAGGAGCUCAAAGAGAAGAGAGAAGCGGACAGACGAAGGAGACGAAGGACGAGGUGAGAGCAACAGGCGAUGGGGAGGAGGGCGGAGAAGAGGGAACGGGAACGGCAAAGGAUGCGGCUGGGCUAUCUGUCUUGAGAAGUGAGGAGAAGAAUGCGUCGGCCGGGAAGGGAGAGACACUGGCAGUCUCGAGGAAAGAGUCCGAGCGUGGAGAGUCCUGUUGGACAGAUCACAAGGAUGCAGACGACUCAGGUGAGGACGGCGUAAGGACGAGUGAAGGAACUCUGAAGGAAAACGUUGCGCAUGGAGAGGACAGCGGAGACGGAACAAGACCGAAUCCCCGCACUCACGUCCUCCUCGAUCUGCUGUGGAGAGACUUCGAUUUUUACAUGGAGCCUCACCACGCGUCGGUCCCGAGCUCGGCUCCGGCAGACGCUGCAGCGGCGUCGCAUGCAGCAAAUGAGAGGAAUCCGGACAGCCACGAGCGAGAUCUGUCUUCUCCACAGCGGCCGCCAUUCCCCCGGAACAAGAGCCCGAUGCUGUGUGCGGGGAAGUUCGCGGAACUCAAUGCGUUGCGCAGACAGGGAUGGCAUGUAGCAUGCAUUAGCGAAACGACGUGGCUAGCUCUCGAAGAGAAGCAGCGAAGAGGCGAAGGAACACGAGAAGACAUGAAACGCUACAUUCUCUCCUGCAUAGCCUCUCUGGGGAAACAGAAGGAGAAACGCUCUUCCGCGAGCGAGCGGGAAACAAGCGCAAACGAGGGAAACGGUGCAGAGACCACUGGAUGCAAGAAUCCCCCGCCGAAGCUGUAA